AUGAAGGGGAGAGCGCGGGACGCAUCCCACUUGUUACUCCCCCGCCGAAACCUGCACGAGGGUGAGGGUGGUAAUCAGCGUAGAAAACGCUUUCAUACCAAUAGCGAACAUUGCACGAAAAGAGCACAAUUAGAGGACAUGAGUUCUAGUGAAAAGAAAGCGACUUUUUCAAUUUUAAAGCCCAAUUCAAAUGGUAGUAGUAUAGCAAUUAAACUGGCCUCGUCAAUGACCAAGCCCGGGGCGACUGCUAAGAAGCUGGUUAUAAAGAACUUUAAAAGUAAACCGAGUCUUCCAGAGAAUUACCAAGAGACGACAUGGAGCAAAUUGCGAGAGGCUGUAAUGUCGCCAUACAGACCUCAAAAUCAAUAG
Molecule: messenger RNA, 369 nt
Organism: Pieris macdunnoughi
Lineage: Eukaryota; Metazoa; Arthropoda; Insecta; Lepidoptera; Pieridae
Source: the annotation of a GenBank genome assembly